AUGUGCUCGGCUUUUCUGUGGAGCGGCUCGCCAAAUAUCUCUACUAAGUCAAAGGUUGCAUGGGAGGAGGUUUGUAAACCAAAGGAUGAAGAAGGACUCGGGAUUCGGAGAAUAAAGGAUGUCUCUGCGGUGUUUGAUCUAAAAUUGAUAUGUGAAGCAAAUUAUACUACACGGGGAGUCCUUUUGGGAUGCUCGAGUAGGGGCAGUGGGCUCAUGGAUUUGGAAGAAGCUCCUUCAGCUGCGACCUUUGGCCAAGGAGUUCUUGUGUAUGGAUGGCGCUUGAUUGAAGUAAUUGGUGAGAGGGGAACUCAGAAGCUGGGCAUAGUUCGCAACGCAAAGAUUGCUGAUGUCUUAGUCGAUGAUCAGUGGAGAUUCCGGAACUCAAGGGAUAGCGGUAUCGUGCAAGUGCUUGCGCAGAUAAAGGCAAAGCCGUUGUUAUUGACGCCAAAUGUGGAUGAUGGUGUGAAAUGGAAGCGAGGAGAUGUAGAGUAUGGAUCAGAAUUCUCAGCUUAUAGCACUUGGGACAUGGUGCGCGCCCAAAAUGCAAAGGUUCCUUGGGCAAAGCUGAUUUGGUUUAAACAAGGGGUGCCGCGAUAUGCUUUUAUAACCUGGCUAGCUGUUAAAGAUCGUCUCUCUACUGGAUCUAGAAUGCGAACUUGGGGAAUUAUUGGAUCUUUACUCCGACCGGCGCCAUCGCCUGACUGGAAUGAAAUUUUGGCUCGCAUUCUCCACUCAGCACAUGACAGGCUCGUUUCUAUUCUCCUGAGGCUAGCAUUACAAGUUAUGGCUGGAGGUCGGAACAACACGUUUGGAGAAUCAAGGGGAUCAUCGUCUGGUUGUCGAUCCUCAAAAGGUGCUGGGAGAUUUUUCAGUGUUCCUAAGAAAUGUUGGUGUGGUGAGUCCAAUUCCGACCAGAAUCCAUACCGGAGAUACUUGCGAUGUUCAUUUGCAGUAGAGAAUAAGCUUCACAAUGAUAAUCACAUCUUCAAGUGGGUGGAUGAGGCUUUAUUGAACGAGGUUGAUACACUUUAA
Brassica rapa (field mustard) is the source of this 1032-nucleotide messenger RNA. RefSeq lists its product as uncharacterized. The record is from RefSeq and is a predicted model, not a curated record. Lineage: Eukaryota; Viridiplantae; Streptophyta; Magnoliopsida; Brassicales; Brassicaceae.